Messenger RNA from Wallemia mellicola CBS 633.66, 1211 nucleotides. Its product is annotated as Clavaminate synthase-like protein. The record is from RefSeq and is a predicted model, not a curated record. Gene Ontology annotation, molecular function: oxidoreductase activity. Gene Ontology annotation, biological process: carnitine biosynthetic process. Bases 1 to 1176 code for a protein of 391 amino acids. Gene Ontology annotation, cellular component: mitochondrion. Lineage: Eukaryota; Fungi; Basidiomycota; Wallemiomycetes; Wallemiales; Wallemiaceae. The transcript has 2 exons.
AUGACGUCCAUUAAGCGUUUGAUUCAGAUCACAGAGAAGGGUCUGAGAGUAAAUAAUAAGAAUAUUUCAUGGCCUUUAAUAAGGGAUGCAGAUUUGAGUGGACUUCAUCCGUCUACGACGCAGAAAACAUGGGCUACUACUAACGUACCAUUUGAGUCAAAACCUCUGGAGGCUAAUAUCGAUGAGAAGGCCCAGACAUUGAAUGUUAAAUGGGACUACGCAGAGGGAUUCCCAGAGAGAAGCACUUAUAGUAUUAAGACACUCUCGGAUGCAUUUAGCAGUGAUCCAUGGAAGACAUUCCCACCACAUACGCCAGCAGCCGAGCCAUGGACUACGGAGGAGUUCAAACAGAGCAGUCAAACUUACGAUCUUGCAGAAAUGCAUAAAUCACCAUCUGUACUGCUCAAAGCACUCACACAGCUACAUCAGCGUGGUUUGAUCUUUGUCAAGAACGUACAGACGGAGGAAAAGACCGACGCGGGCUGUGGUCUUCGUGCAAUGAUUGAAGGCUUGUUUGGUGAGAUAAGGAACACAUUCUACGGACAGACUUGGGAUGUCAGAGCUUUGGGAGGCCAGUCUCGGAACGUUGCGUAUACUGGUUUAGAUUUAAAAUACCACAUGGAUUUACUAUACUUCGAGUCGCCUCCACGAUUUCAAUUCUUGCAUUCAUUGAAGGCAUUACCACGUGAGCAGUCUCCGCAAGGCCACUCACUCUUCCUUGAUUCUUAUAGGGCUGCCGAGGAGCUUUCGAAAGAAUCUUACGAUCUCCUCAAGUCUGUGCCGCUCGUUUACGAAUAUCACAACGACAACCAUCAUUACAUACAUGCACAUCCUGUUCUGGAAGAGCAGACCGGGAAGCUGCGCUCAGUAAACUAUUCACCCCCGUUUCAGUCUCCGUACCAGCCAUACAUUGCUGAGCUCGAUGAGGAUAGACAGAUAGCAUACCUGAAAGCGCUCAGAGAGUGGGAUGGCAUACUCGAGCGUGAUCAUCUCAACUUUGAGCUGCGCUUGAAUGAAGGCGAAUGUGUCGUCUUUGAUAACAGGCGUGUCUUGCAUGCUCGCAGGGCAUUCGACGAACAGGGCGAUAAAGGUGAGAUCGUGCGCUGGCUCAAAGGAGCAUACGUAGAUGGAGAUGCUAUUUGGGAUCGCUGGAGAGUAGUUAAUGAGAGCCAGUGAAUGUAUCUUGAAUAAAUUAAUUGAUUUCCUACUUU